Messenger RNA from Yarrowia lipolytica CLIB122, 741 nucleotides. RefSeq lists its product as uncharacterized. The record is from RefSeq and is a predicted model, not a curated record. NCBI's taxonomy places the organism in Eukaryota, Fungi, Ascomycota, Dipodascomycetes, Dipodascales.
AUGGCAACCCCGUCGCGACCAUAUUACCCACAAUUGGGGCGCCAUGCGACGCUCGGAACGCCCCAUAGACUCGAACCGAAGGGCCUGGGCUCUCCACAACGACAAUCUCCCUCCAGAUCAGCCACCAGAGUAGUCCAACCACCCCCAGCGACUCCAAGAGCGGCCAUCAGUGUCAACAGACUGGGAAGCAACCGCCGAACACGUGGUGCAGCGGGAUUCACGCCCUCAACCAGCACCAGCGCCCAAAGAGUCAACAGUCAGAUGAACACACUGCAUGAGAUCAUGGCCAGAGACGGCGGAAGAACAGCCUACAGUACACGUGACACCACACGCGACUCGGCCCUGUCACGUGACCCGUCCACAGCCUCGACGUUGACGUGUCGUGACGCCCCCUCCAGCGCCUUCAAGUUCCGCUCGGGGAUGCCGCUGGAUAUGCCCAUGGGAGGAUACAGGGACGGAGGGGGGUACGAGGAGGACGAUACGAUUACUAAGCGACGGAGGGUGACGAGUCACGUUGGAAGUGGCGCUGCCAAGGCCAAGAAUGUCACGUGGGAGGAAGAUUCUCGUGAGGAUGGGCCUUCUCACAUGAUUCAACAGUUGCUGUUACAGAAUCAGCGUAUGGAAGAAAAGUUGAGUCAGUUUGAGCGACUUGAAGAAAAGUUGGACAGAAUGGACCGAGUUGAAAGUCGUCUUCUAAGGAUCGAGAGCAAGAUGGACGAGAUUCUGAGGCUUUGCAGAUAG